This is a messenger RNA of Culicoides brevitarsis, 793 nucleotides long. RefSeq lists its product as uncharacterized. The transcript is spliced from 3 exons. NCBI's taxonomy places the organism in Eukaryota, Metazoa, Arthropoda, Insecta, Diptera, Ceratopogonidae. The record is from RefSeq and is a predicted model, not a curated record. Gene Ontology annotation, cellular component: secretory granule. The coding region runs from base 83 to 649 and encodes 188 amino acids.
ACUGAGGGUUAUGUGAGUUGUCAUUAUUUACAUUCACCUGAAUAAAAAAAAAAGUUUAACUCAUCACUUUUCAACACGAAACAUGAUCCUCAAUUGCAUUUGUUCCCGCAUCAAAUCCAUCUUUCUGACAUUUUUGGGUCUUUUUAAACGUGCCCUAUGUAUCAUUAAUCGACGACGGCCCUCCGACAGUCAUUUCGAGCCAUUAGAAACAAUAAGUAUAGUUCGAACGAACAACUACAGCAACACAAAGGAAAAAGAUUGGAAUACAUGGGACGACACGCCACGAACAGUCGAAGAGCACAUUGAAAAAUAUCGCGAAAAGUUAGCGAAACCCCCAACGCCGACAGAAGUCGCUCAAGAACCGGAUUUCUUCGCAAUGGAAGGUCUCGUACCGAAAAUCAUAAAACAGGAAAAAAUCUUAAUCGCCACAAAUGAUAAUGAAACGCCGCAGAAUAAUAAUUUUUCACGUUUACAAGCUACUGCCGAUAUCGCUGUGAAUAGCGAACUUAAAGACUGGGAAGAACUUGAGCAACAAGGAUGGGAAGAAGCUGAUGACGAAAGUACAAAACAGAUGAUCCGUGAAAAGCGUAAAGAGCUUCGACAUCAACAGAGACAGCAACAACAGGGAGCUUAUGGCGGGAGACGAUAGUUUCAUCCUAAUUUUAAAUUUAUUUUUAUUCCUACAUUCACUCAAAAAUACCCUAAAAAUCAAUUUUUUAGUCAGAUACGAUGUGCAAUUCCAUGUUUUGUUUGAAAUAUGAGAGUUAUGUUCACGAAUUAAUAAAUAAUUUGU